UCCUUGUGAAUCAUUUCAUUGGCCGUUUGCUAAAUAUGACCAAAUACCUAGAUGCCGGUUGCGUUACUUGGUUUGUCCCGACCAUUACAAGACGUAGUAAGGGGGAGGGUCCGGCUUUUUGAGAGAAUACUGACAACUCUCAACUGGAGCGGCGACAGAGACGAAACCGGGAUCGAAUCAGUUGUCACUUAACUUUCAACCUGGACACAUCUCAACGCCAUGGGGAUAUACUAUAAUCUGCUGCUCGUGGUUGUCUUAUUGGCUUGUGGGGCGCUUUCAGACGAGGAUCAAAAGAGCCAUCGACAGAAAAGACUUUUCAGUAUCUUCAACAUCGUCACUUUUAAAAAUGAUGUUUGCACCACAACUGGGACAGGGAACUUGCAAGGAACGUGUUUGACCUCCACUGAAUGCACCGCCAAAGGGGGAUCUUCCUCUGGAAAUUGCGCUGCGGGUUUUGGUGUGUGCUGUCUUUUCAGUGUUAGUGGAGCGUGCACUUCAGCUCAAACGAUUUCUCAGGUAGGCGCUCAAUGACCUUUUCAAUACC
Molecule: messenger RNA, 544 nt
Organism: Tigriopus californicus
Lineage: Eukaryota; Metazoa; Arthropoda; Copepoda; Harpacticoida; Harpacticidae
Exons: 5
Coding region: 220-531 (103 amino acids)
Source: RefSeq, a predicted model, not a curated record